This is a messenger RNA of Annulohypoxylon truncatum, 2497 nucleotides long. Its product is annotated as FAD dependent oxidoreductase-domain-containing protein. Gene Ontology annotation, molecular function: oxidoreductase activity. Bases 569 to 1777 code for a protein of 402 amino acids. NCBI's taxonomy places the organism in Eukaryota, Fungi, Ascomycota, Sordariomycetes, Xylariales, Hypoxylaceae. Gene Ontology annotation, cellular component: cytoplasm. The transcript has 3 exons. The record is from RefSeq and is a predicted model, not a curated record.
UCAACAUCAUAAAAAUGUAAUACUGGAAAGAACGAGACAAUUAACUCUUGUGAAGUUAACCCACCUGCAUACUUCAUACACUUAUGAAUUUUAAGCUGUUACCUUUUUGUCUGAUGUCACUGUCUACGAUGUCCUUUUCUGGAGGUUUAAUAACCCCGCCAAGUUUGACGUUCGCUAUUUGGUAACCAUAUACAUCAAGUCAACAUCCAUCACGACUUUCAUCAAUUAUCCCCAUAAUUAUCGGAAUAGAGAUCGUUUAUAUUGGAAAUAAGAACAUGCAUGUACUGGUCUAAAAAGUACCUUGGGCGAGGCUCUGUAGUUACUCUGCUCUCGUAGGGAGAGCUUUCCUACAGACAUGGCGCUUUUAACAACCGACAGCGCCUACUCGAAGAUUAAAUAAAAAAGAAGCCUGGAAGUUGCAAUUGGUAUGAGUUUAUACGGUAAUUGAUUACAAUCACUCGUUCGAAUAUCAAACAUUCUUGGUGAUAUUUCUUUCUUUAUUGGAGUCCAUUUGAUAGACAGUCUUUACCUAUACAUAUCCAUUUGCAAUACUUAUCUAGUCGCCAAAAUGGGUGCCGUCCAGUCUUCAACCAAAAGCGCCGCCCUUGCCGGCAAGGCGUUCCGCAGCAUGAGCGAGCAAUUCAAAAUUCUCAUGAAACGCUUGCGGUACCAGGCUGGGUUUCCGUCCCAAGAUCCCACCAGGACCUACUGGAAAGACGACCCUCCCUUCCCAGACAUCGUUCAGCUUCGCAUGAUGCCGCCAUCAAACAGGACCGAAAUCGUCAUUAUAGGUAGCGGCAUCUCUGCCGCAGCCAUUGCCUGGUCGUACCUGGAAGAGUGCAGUCGCUCAGGUAAUUGGCGCCGUGUCGUCGUCUUAGAAUCCCGCGAUCUUUGCGGCGGUGCCACGUCACGCAAUGGUGGGCAUAUGAAGAUCGUACCUCACGAACAAUUCGACCAACUGCGAAGAUCUCAUGGAGUCGAGCGAGCCGCCGCGAUCAUAAAGUUCCAGCUAUCUCAUAUUCCAUUAUUGAUGGAAUUAUGCGAAAACAAGGGAUGGAAUAUCGCCGAGUGCCGUGAAGUUGACACCGUAGACUACUUUCUUACAGACGAAGAACGCGACAGUGCUUUCGCUAAAGUGGAUGCCAUCCAGAAAUACAUACCGGAGUUAAAGUAUACCAAGUUUGACGCACACACAGUGCAGGAAGAAUUCAAGGUCAACAAAAAUGUCAGGGGUGCUUUAUUGUAUCGUGCCGGAGCAAUACAUCCCUACAGAUUCGUAAGUUGUGUAUGGGACGAACUUCUUCGGAAGUAUAAGCACGACAUUUACAUCAGGACCAACGCAACGGUCUUGAGUGUACGGGCACUGAGAGGUCGGUCUUAUGCCUUCGAAGUCGUCGCCGACGAGUUAUUCAACCGCACAUGGGAGUGUAACCAUGUCGUACAUGCUACGAAUGCUUUCGCAACCGAGCUCGUACCGGGCCUGCGAGGCAGAUUAACCGGCGUCCUCGGAAUGGUGUCUAUGAUGAGACCAGGCAAACUCUACGCUUACUCAGACCCCAUGAAAUCGUGGCACAUCUUCUACGGCCACGCGUGUGAUUAUGCUAUGCAACGGCCUACGGUCGACGGGAGACAGGGAGACGUCAUCUUCGGCGGAGGCUGCUCGCGCUCCGGGGGUCAAGGAGCAAACACGCCCGGUGUAUGGGAUGAAAGCAGGCUUGAACCCUUACCAUUAGCACACCUACGAGGAAUUCUCCCCACAAUCUUCCGGAAUCCGUAGGCAGGACACUGGAAGACCCUAUUACAAUGGUCUGGAAUCAUAGCACUCACGGGAGACCAACUUCCCUUCGUCGGAAGGCUAGAUUUUAGCCUGACUGGCCGCAAGCCCGCUGUUAGCGAGGCAAUGUAUCCAAAUCACAAUCCCGGCGAGUGGAUCUGCGCUGGUUACAACGGCGACGGCUUGAUGUUGGCCUGGCUUUGCGGCACGGCACUGGGCGUCAUGCUCGCACAACGCGAGAAGGUCGACCAGCCAAAGGUUGUGGGAAGACCUGCAGGGCCUCUUGAUGCAUGGUUCCCCUCCGAGCUGUAUCCGACGUCGAAAAGAGUCCGGAAGGCCACCCUGAUGAACCUUGGCCUUCGUUUCUUCUGGGCUAUGCUUUCCAGACGCGCUGUCCAGCCGGUCUUCGACGACGACGACGUGGAUUCCACGGCGUCUGAUCCAGCCAUCCUGCCAAUGUUCGGGUAGGUACCAUUCUAUGGUAUGCCUGCCUUCUAAGCCAUACGCGAGGGCAGCUCUGUGAAUAGCUAGGAUAGCGAUAAUCUUUUGAUCAAGGCGAAAUUUUCAGUUCUGUUUGGGUUCUAGGGGAGUCUUGUCAGCUGCAAAGGUCUACGGGCUGAACUGUGCAUCCAUGUACCAUAGCGUUGUCGGAUAUAGAUAAUUAACAGCGGAUGAUUGCUUACAUAUCCAGGUUGUUUUAUUAGGUGUCAACAUUAGUGUGGU